CGGUUCAUCCAGCACCUGAGGGAUCUGGCUGGUCGGAUGUCCUCAUCUGGUGGCAGAGGAGCCGGAUUAGGAGUGAAACUGCUUCUUGGAGCUGGUGCAUUGGCAUAUGGCAUUAAAGAAGCCACCUACACAGUGGAGGGUGGUCACAGAGCCAUCAUCUUCAACAGGAUCGGAGGGGUGCAGAUGGACACAGUUCUGGCUGAAGGGCUACAUUUCAGGAUCCCUUGGUUCCAGUACCCUAUCAUCUACGAUAUCAGAGCUAAACCCAGAAAAAUCUCCUCUUUGACUGGAAGCAAAGAUCUGCAGAUGGUGAAUAUUGGAGUGCGGGUGUUGUCCAGACCCAUGGCAUCCAACUUGCCAGCCAUGUACCAACGGCUGGGGAAGGACUACGAUGAGAGAGUCCUCCCGUCUAUUGUCAACGAGAUCCUAAAGUCUGUGGUAGCAAAGUUCAAUGCCUCCCAGCUCAUCACACAGAGAGCACAGGUGUCUCUGCUGGUGCGCAGGGAGCUAUUUGAAAGGGCCAAAGACUUCAACAUCAUUCUCGAUGAUGUCGCCAUUACUGAGCUGAGUUUCAGCAACCAAUACACUGCUGCUGUGGAAGCUAAGCAAGUUGCUCAGCAAGAGGCCCAGAGGGCCCAGUUCUAUGUGGAGAAAGCCAAACAAGAUCAGCGACAGAAGAUCAUCCAGGCUGAAGGAGAGGCUGAAGCUGCUAAAAUGCUCGGCCAAGCAGUGACUAAGAAUCCUGGUUACCUGAAGCUGAGGAGAAUCCGAGCGGCACAGAACAUUGCUAAGACGGUGGCAUCGUCUCAGAACAAGGUGUAUCUUAAUGCUGAUAGUUUGGUCCUAAACCUACAAGACCAGGCACUUUUUAACAAUUUGACAAUGGGUGCAAAGAAGUGAUGAAGAGGACACGAGCUCUUGCAGAGGCUGUUGAUUUUGCUUUGUGCUACUGGAAAAAUCAACGUACAUGACUGGAAACUUGAUUUCUUUUUGGUUUUUCUUGUUUUAAUUCUCUCAUGUGUCGGAGUGACUUUCAUCAAUGAGUUGUCUAGUGAUACAUAAAGGGGACGUUAUUAAAAUCCACAUUGAAUACGUCUAACAGAUUUGUUGAAGAAAAGAUCAAAAUCCAGUUUUACCAGAGACUUUUGUGUUGAAGGAUUUAUGCAACAGUACAUAUGGAUACUUAAGAAGAUCAGAGACUUCUGUCAGGAGGAGCUCAUUGGCCUAAAACGUCUCCAAGCCGCUUGUCUAGUUUGGCUGGCGAUGUUCGUUUUACAUGUUUUAUCAAUAAAUGUUCCUGUUUCCUCUUACAGCUAUGACAUGAGAAUGUUAGCUCCAUCUACACAUGUGUGUGAGUUUAUAAUACAGCCACUGCUGCUAGCAGACCAUCUUAUGCAUUAAUAAAGUUUAUUAGGAAAAGUU
Haplochromis burtoni (Burton's mouthbrooder) is the source of this 1422-nucleotide messenger RNA. It is a transcript of the gene phb2b, whose product is annotated as prohibitin 2b. The record is from RefSeq and is a predicted model, not a curated record. Gene Ontology annotation, cellular component: mitochondrion; membrane. NCBI's taxonomy places the organism in Eukaryota, Metazoa, Chordata, Actinopteri, Cichliformes, Cichlidae. Gene Ontology annotation, biological process: mitochondrion organization.